AUGCGUCGACAUUCCGUAUACCAAAGCAUUUUCAAAAUCACUUUUUUUUUUUUUAAACAAAUUAUAAGCAGUUGUUUUCAGACAGCAUCAGGGAACGUUGAAGCAAAGGUGCUGUGCUAUUGCCGACGUCGUGAUUUGCCAGUUUCUUUACUCAAAAUCGCUGAUCGUGCGGAAAGAAUCGAUAAAGUUGUGAAUACACGACGCCGACUCGCUAUUGCACCAGUCAUUCAUACCAGGGAGAGAAAUGGUGAUUCCUCCUCGGAUACACCGAAGAAAGGUCUGCUUGUUUGUGCCGUCACAUGCCUUUUAGCUGUUAUACAGUGA
Gongylonema pulchrum is the source of this 324-nucleotide messenger RNA. Lineage: Eukaryota; Metazoa; Nematoda; Chromadorea; Rhabditida; Gongylonematidae. The record is from the annotation of a GenBank genome assembly.